GUUUAGCGCUGUUGGUUGCUACAACCUUGCGACAACUUGCAACUAGUUUGUGCUCGAGCGUUAAAUCGCGCGCAUCUAAGCAAGAGUAGGCACGCAAAAAACAAGUUUGAGUUUUCAACAACAAGAAAUUCGAGAAAAAAGCAACAACAAAAACACACACACGCUCUCACAUAAAACUCCAAUUGGACUAACUUGAUUCGGGCUAAGUGGCGUUGAAAAGAAUCAAAUUGGAUUUACUAAGAACAGCAGACUUCCUAUGAGAAUCUUUUGCACCUUUAGAGAAACAGAAAAAACAUACCGGAAGUUAAACUUAAAGUGAGCCUUAGAAAAAAUAACGUAAUUUUGAAUACAUCUCAACGAUUGAUAUAAAUUUUAUUGGCAACAAAACGAAAAAAAAAAAUACAAACAACAACAAAAGCCGUCGGUUUAAAAUUCACUCUAAAAAGAAAAAAAUCGUUUUUAAAUACUAAACGUGUAAUUGUUGUUUAAAUUAAUUUAAUUACAAAAUCCUUGACCUUGUCAUGUCUUAAAAAAAUAAAACUUUUAGAAAAAAAGAACGCCAAAAACGUGCUACAUACCUUCGUUAUUUAUACACGUUCCUACCAUUAGGAUUGACCUUUUAAACGUCAAACAAGUGUCAAGUUAUUAAAAUAAUUUACAUUUACGUUGUCUGCCGUUGCCGUACUUGUUGUCGUCUGUAGCGUCUUAAUCUGUUUUUACAUACAUAUUUAUCAUUUUCUCUCGCUAUCUCUCUCUCUUCUUCCCUACAUACAUAAUUAUUGUUGAAAAAUUGCAAAAACAAAUUAAAUUUUAAUGUCAACGUUUUUUUUCCAUUUGUUUAUUUCACAUUCUGGUCAAAUGUUUAUGCAAAACAUUUAUUAUGUCAAUUUAAAGUGACAGUUUUAUUUUACUACAAUAAAUAAUAUAUAAAAAAAGAACAACAAAAGAAAAAUCAACCAUAAUAAAAAGUGUCAAAGUUUUUAACCCAAAAAUUAUAAAAGUUCUUUAAAAAUUAUAAUAUUUGAGAGUAAAGAAAUAUAAAAAAAUACAUUGCACUUAUCCCCCCAACAAUAUGUACUUUGUGAAUAUUUAAAAAAAUAUACAGUGUUGCCAUUUUAAAGGAAAAAAACUGAAAAGAAAAAUAUGGCAUCCUAUCAAAUUGAUUGUGGAUAUCCGACGGCAAAUCAGUUUUUAACAUCCAGUCAUCUGCUCUCAAGCGGUCAUCCAAAUGUACAAUCACCUUUAGCGGCCACAACACUUACCUCGACUUCUUCAUCUAUCAGCCCCUCACCCGCUGCUGGAGCUGAUAAUAGUGUAACUAGUAGUAAUAGUGACAGUUCAGCGGGUACUCUAACACCGGAUGCAGUCUCACAAACCUCUGCCUUAGGUAGUACAACAACCUCAACGGCUGCCUGUAGUUCAGUGGAGAAUCCUUCCAAUCCAUAUCCCUUGACUGCCACUGCUACCGCUAUAUCAUCCAAUUGUUGUGACAAUGGGCGACCCAUGGUUACAGAUCCCAUUACGGGACAAACUAUAUGUUCUUGUCAAUAUGAUGCUAAUAAUUCAACAAGACUGUCUACAUUGGGUUCCUAUUCACGAUUGUCAUCGGCUACACCGGUGGCGGGUGUUGGUAUGAGUGUAUUUGGUUCAACAUAUCCAUCGAAUGAUCAAAAUCCCUAUCCGAGUAUAGCUGUUGAAAGUGCUACGCCGUUCUACACAAGUUUGACAACCCCCUAUGCCUUAAAAGAUACUGCAAGCAGUGCGGCCGCCUGGACUACGACGCCGUUGCAGCCAUCGAGUUAUUAUACGUAUGAUCCAACAUUUGGUGCGUGCGGUUAUGGCGCCAGUUAUGAUUUAGCAUCACGUCGCAAAAAUGCUACACGAGAAUCGACGGCAACACUGAAGGCCUGGCUAAAUGAACAUAUGAAAAAUCCAUAUCCAACCAAAGGCGAGAAGAUCAUGCUGGCAAUAAUCACUAAAAUGACUCUGACGCAGGUCUCCACAUGGUUCGCCAAUGCUCGCAGACGUUUGAAAAAAGAAAACAAAAUGACAUGGGAACCCAAGAAUCGUACGGAAGAUGAAGAUGCUCUGGGCUCAGAUGACGAGAAAGAACAUGAGGAUGAUGCUAGAAUACGUUCGACAUCAAGUACAAGUGUAGCUGCAUCUGCAUCUGCUGCACCGCUACAGACGCCAGUAAUGCCAACGCUUAAACGUGUCGAAUACGAAACGCAUUUAAGUGCAACAGGUGGUAAUGGCGCUAUAGGCCUUAACAACAAUGUGGCAAACAGUGGUGGUGGUGGUGCUGUUAGUAGUGCUGGUGCAUUAACUGGCGUGGGUGUUGCAACAGAUCUCACUGGAAAUCAUCAUCAUCAUAGUAUUACAGGAUUAAGCACGCAAGUGAAAGAUCCCUACCAUCUGGCUUUACCUCAAAACUUGCAACAAUAUUCAACAAAUUUCUAUUAUACCAAUGCCGCUGCUGCAGCAGCUGUCAAUCAACAAUAUUCACAUACACAGCAUGCAGCAGCAACUGCAACAACACUAUCACCAACAAUGAGACCUCAGAUCAGUUACGACACAUCUCUAUUAAUGCAUCCUCAACAUCACUUGUUGUCAACAUCCUCCUCAUCAUCGUCAUCAGCAGCAGCAGCAACAUCAGCUGCUGGUUACACUGUGGAACGCCGAUAGCACCAAAUGUAGUUUAAUUUAAUUUUUAUACAAACAAGUUUUCAUUAAUAUGAAAAACAGAAACAAUUUUUAAAGAUUGCAAAAAAUGAAAUAUUACUUUUUUAAUUUAAAUAUUUAUAACAAAAAACAAAAGAACUUUUUCAACUGUUGUAAACGUAAAAAAAAACCUAAAAAAUAUUCUCUAACUGGGCACAAGUGCAAAAUGAAAAAAAGAAAUAUCAUAAGAACCAAAUAUUGUGUUGUAUUGUCUAUAGUAUUAUUUUUUAUUAUUAAGUAUUAUUAUUUAAUAUUAUUUGUUUAUUAUUUAGUAAAACAAAAACUAUAUAUGUAAAACCUAUUGUAUUUGUUAUAAUAGAAUUUUGUUUACGGUUUCAUUUUGUAGAACAUACCCUACAACUAAAAUGGUGGCAUUUUAAAUUUAAGCAAAAAACAUAUUCCUGUGAUCUAAACGAUUUUACAUUUAAUUAACCGAAAAAUUUGCUUUGUCAUUUAUUGAAAAUUUCUGACAACUUAAAAAGUUAGGUUAGGAUGCGCACUCCCGGGUCUGUUGUUAUACCCUACACCACUUUAGUGGGGAGGGUAUAUUGGGUUUGUGCUGAUUUUGUAACAUACAAAAAUGUCCGUCCGUCCGUCUGUCUGGCUGGCUGUCUAUGUAAACCUUGUGCGCA
This is a messenger RNA of Lucilia cuprina (Australian sheep blowfly), 3353 nucleotides long. RefSeq names its product homeobox protein caupolican-like. The record is from RefSeq and is a predicted model, not a curated record. Gene Ontology annotation, molecular function: DNA-binding transcription factor activity, RNA polymerase II-specific; RNA polymerase II cis-regulatory region sequence-specific DNA binding. Lineage: Eukaryota; Metazoa; Arthropoda; Insecta; Diptera; Calliphoridae. Gene Ontology annotation, biological process: neuron differentiation; regulation of transcription by RNA polymerase II; cell development. The coding region runs from base 1144 to 2685 and encodes 513 amino acids. Gene Ontology annotation, cellular component: nucleus. The transcript has 5 exons.